This is a messenger RNA of Paramecium primaurelia, 2646 nucleotides long. The record is from the annotation of a GenBank genome assembly. Lineage: Eukaryota; Ciliophora; Oligohymenophorea; Peniculida; Parameciidae.
AUGGGAAAUGCAUGUCGUUGUCAAUAAUUCAGUCCUGAAAAUAUGGAACUCAUAUCAGGUAGAAAUGAGAACGUAAAUAAAAAAGGAGACACUAUCACAAUUCCUCACUAAAAUGGAACAACUGUAUCUAAAAAGACUACUCAUAAAUAAAAUGAUGAUGAUGGAGAUGAAGAUCAGCAAGUUUAAGAAGUAUAAUAAAUUGAAGUAGUUCAUUAUUAUUCAUAUUAGCUUAAACGUGGUGAUAAAAAGAAAUAAGCAAAGAUUAAUGCAGUGUCAGAUACAGUGGAAAUAUUUGAAAAUAUCAAAAAAUUAGAUAAAAGAAAAUCACCAUUCGAUUAUUAAUUAAUGUUAAAUGCUUUCAAUGAGCAUUUCAUCUUUAAAUCUGUACCUUAGAGUGACAUAGAAUAUGUAGUUGAUUAAAUGUUUUAUUGUACUGUUCCUGAUGGAUAAUUUGUAUUCAAAUAAGGAGAUAAAGCAAGUUCUUAUUUUUUAAUUGAAAGAGGAUAGUGUUAGAUUAUAAUUAAUGGUGAACUUAAAAAAACAUUAAAAAGUGGAGAUGCUUUUGGUGAAUUAGCUAUGCUUUAUAAUGCACCUAGAAGUGCUAGUGUCAGAGCUAUAGGAGGUAUAUAUCUUAAUGAAUAUGUAUUAGAUUGUGCAUUUUGGGCUAUAGAUAGAAAUACUUUUAGGAAGGUAGUAGAGUAAUAAAAUUAAAGAAGUUAUGAAGAAAAUAGAGAAUUUAUGAAGAAAGUUGAAUUUUUUUGUAAUUAUUAAUCAAUUUAUAUUAUAGCUUUUUUAACUGAAGAAUAAAGAGAUGCAAUUUCUAGUGUUUUAAUUACUUUGAUUUUUAAGAAAGGAGAAAUAAUAGUAUCUGAAGGUGAUGUUGCCAAUUCAUUUUAUAUUAUUAAAAAAGGAAAGGUUGCUAUUAUAAAAGGAGAUAAAGAAGUAUCUUAAAUGAAUGCUGGUGAAUCCUUUGGUGAAGCUGCAUUAUAUUAAAGUUGUUAAAGAGCUGCUACAGUAAAAGCAGCAGAAGAAGAAGUGAGAUGUCUAUCUUUAUCUAAAGAUGAUAUCUAAAGAAUAUUAGGUUAAAAAAUAUAGACUGUUAAGUAUAUUAAUACUUAAAAAUGGGCAUUAUAAUAGAGUCCUUUAUUGGGAAAGUUAACUUCAAUUUAGAUUGAAAAGAUUCUAUAAAACAUUAGAUAGGUACAUUAUGAGAAAAAUGAAAUUAUUAUAAAAUCAGGAUAGCCUUGCACUAAAGUUUAUAUAAUUUUAGAGGGAGAAAUAGCUACAGUAAAACUUUAUUUCGUAAUUAUAAGGUCUAUAGAUGCCCUCUAAACAAUAAGUAUUGGGUAAAGGAAAAAUCUUUGGAGAAUAAUUUUUGAAAUCUUAAAAUUAAGAUAAUAAACUUCCUGAGACAAUUUAAGUAUAAACAGAUGAAUCAAUUAUUGCAGAAUUUGAAAUAAAGAUGUUUUUUGAAAUGAUUGGAGGUAGUGUGGAAUAAAUGAUUUAGAAGAAUGAAAAUUCACAUGAAUAAAAGUAUUUAAAUAGAACAAGUGUAUAAUAUUAAAAAAAAGAUUAUUCAAAUUUAAAAUUAGAUAAUUUAAUAUGUAUAAAAAAAUUAGGUUAAGGAUAAUUUGGUAAUGUUUAUUUGGUGAGAACAGCAUAAGAAGAUAAAUUAUAUGCAUUAAAAUGUAUUAGUAAAUCUUAAAUUGUUGAAUAACAUUUAGAGAGACAUUUAGCUGUAAAAUAAUAUAAUAUAAUAAUAGUAAGAAAAAUAAGUUUUAUCAACAAUUAAUUUUCCAUUUUUGAUGCAAUUUUAUAAAAGUAUGAAGGAUUAAAAUUAUAUUUAUUUUUUGGUAGAAUUUAUUAAAGGGAUGGAAUUAUUUGAUGCUAUUAGAGAAAUAGGAUUGUUGACUACUAAUGAUUCUCAAUUUUAUAUAGGUUCCUUAUUAAUAUGUGUAGAAUAUUUGCAUAAAUUAUAAAUUAUUUAUAGAGAUAUUAAACCAGAGAAUAUUAUGGUUGAUGAAAAAGUAUUAUAUUUAUUAUAUAAAUAUUAGGGUUAUUUAAGAAUGAUAGAUAUGGGAACAGCAAAGUUUUUAAAUUAAAAAUCAAUUAGAACAUAUACUAUUAUUGGUACUCCUCAUUAUAUGGCUCCUGAAAUUAUUACAGGUAAAGGAUAUACAUUUACUGUUGAUCUAUGGUCAAUUGGAGUAUGUUUAUAUGAAUUUAUGUGUGGUGGAGUACCUUAUGCAGAAGAUGCUGAUGAUCCUUAUGAAAUUUAUGAAGAAAUUCAAAAAAAAUCAAUUACUUUUCCUCCUUUUAUGAAAGACAAGAAAGCAAAAAAAUUUAUUGAAUAAUUAUUAAUGAAAACACCAGAAGCUCGUUUGGGUGGAGGUUAUGCUUCUUUAAAGGCUAAUACUUGGUUUGAUAAAUUUGAUUGGGUAUUUUAUAUAAAUAUUAUGUUAGGAUAAAUUGAUGGAUAAAGAACUUAAAGCUCCUUUUUUACCAAAGAAAUCUAGAAUGAUUUAAGAAAAAGAUAUAUAAACAGCCCUCACACUUGGAAAAUUAGCAUCAAAAGAAAUUAAUUAAAUUGGUGUACCUUAUAAAAAAGAAAAGGCAAGAGAUCCAAAUUGGGAUUCAAAUUAUUGA